Neurospora tetraspora is the source of this 354-nucleotide messenger RNA. RefSeq lists its product as uncharacterized. Bases 1 to 354 code for a protein of 117 amino acids. The transcript is spliced from 2 exons. The record is from RefSeq and is a predicted model, not a curated record. Lineage: Eukaryota; Fungi; Ascomycota; Sordariomycetes; Sordariales; Sordariaceae.
AUGGCACGCAAGAGUGGGGUUUCCGUGGUCGACGGCGCCGUCCAUGCAUGCGCCGCCGCGGCGCAUGGUGGAACCGCAUUUCGAAGGAAUGUGACGGCCGAGAACGCCCAGCACCGACCAGGUGGAGCCAAGUAUUUGGUCCCUUAUACACAAUCGACCGAACACCGAGCAAGACGACCCAAUAUCACGUCAAACACGAUUGUGAGCGAUUGUUCUGCGGCGCGUAUAUUCAAGGUUGUUGGGGAGGCCAUGGCUUGGUCAUUUUUGGAACGUCAAGGUCAAAGUUCAGCCGCCAAGUGCUUCAACUUUGUCAUGGUUGAUGAGGCUCGUUUCUUGUACGAGUGCCUGUCCUGA